Molecule: messenger RNA, 936 nt
Organism: Arachis ipaensis
Lineage: Eukaryota; Viridiplantae; Streptophyta; Magnoliopsida; Fabales; Fabaceae
Product: putative glutathione S-transferase
Biological process (GO): glutathione metabolic process
Cellular component (GO): cytoplasm
Molecular function (GO): glutathione transferase activity
Source: RefSeq, a predicted model, not a curated record
AGUAAUACGUGUCAUCAAUACUUUUUUAUCCUCCAUUUUCCCCUUAUGACUAUUUUUUCUUCACUUUAUAAAAGAAAACACACAAUACCUUACUAGAAAUCAAACAUACAUCAUCAACUCUAAAUAUAUUACCUAGCUAUAAUCCAUGGCUGCAAAUGGAGAAGAAGUGAAGCUCUUGGGGGUUGCCGCAAGCACAUUUGUUUGCAGGGUGCAGCUUGGUCUCAAUUUGAAGGGAGUUGAAUACAAAUUUGUGGAGCAAGAUCUUGAGAACAAGAGUGAAGAGCUCCUAAAAUAUAAUCCAAUUCACAAGAAGGUACCUGUGCUUGUUCAUAACGAGAGACCCAUAAGUGAGUCCCUUGUGAUUCUUGAGUACAUCGAUGACACUUGGAAAGUUAAUCCUUUCUUGCCUUCUGAACCUUACCAGAGAGCAAUGGCUCGUUUCUGGGCCAAGUUCAUAGAUGACAAGGUUUUGCUUGCAUCAUGGACAUCUGUUUUUACAAAUGAUGAGAAAGAACGUGAGAAGAAUAUUAGAGAAUCAGAUGAGGCACUGAAGUUUCUUGAGGAUGAGCUGAAGGGAAAGUUUUUCGGAGGAGAGGAGAUUGCGUUUGUGGACAUUGCUGCUGUUUAUAUUGCAUUUUGGGUCCCUCUGAUUCAAGACAUUGGAGGACUGCAAUUGUUGACCAAUGAGAAAUUUCCCAAACUUUAUAAUUGGAGCCAAGAAUUUCUCAACCAUCCAAUUGUCAAAGAAACUAUGCCUCCUAGAGACCCACUAUUUGCCUUCUUCAAAGCUCGCUAUGAUAAUCUAAUUGCUUCGAAGUAAACUAAUAAUAUGUAGUAAAAUUCUAAGUCUUUGAAGAAAAUUAUAUGAACUUUUUUCUGUUAUUUCGGAACAUCUAUUGUAAUCUAGGAUAUUUCGAAGUAGUGCAUUACUAGGAA